AAAAUGCAGAAUUGCUAGAUUUGUGUUAACAGUCGCAAACAACUAGUCAAAAUGUCCAUUUUACUGAGGUCAAUCUUAUGAACUUUGAAGCAUUCACUUUCUUGAAUCGAGUCCUGAAACUUAAUAAUAGGUUUCAAAGUUGAAUACUGAAAUAUCAAUAUGAAAAUACCCAAUGAAUUUUAGUAAUGAAGUAUACUUCGUUAAGCAAUAGAUACUACAGCAGGUAAUCCUUGAGAGACACCGGGUGCUCGACAGAAUGCCCCAACCAAUCUGCAACCUUGUAAAAAAAAAUAAAACGCAUUUAUAAAAAAAAGAACUUUUCUUCAGCCUUUCUCCCAAGCCAGCCCGACUUCCCUUCCCUCCAAAAUAACCCCAAAAUUUCUAAUUCUCACCCCCAAUUCCUCCUUAAACCCUAACCGCAACCGCCACCUGCUGCCGCGUGAUCCGUAAACGAAUUUCUCUCAGCCUCGCUAGACUCACACAACGUCGACUGCUGGCUGCCAGUGCGGAGCGAGUUAGAGUCUACUACAUUGGCUUGGUUUGCAACUACAAUAGCAAUACUAUCAUUUUGCAAUGGGAGUCGUAAAAGAUGGCAGCACCACCACCGGGUUUCUCCCUAGCAGUGAAGUUUUUGCCAUCCACUAUCCUGGUUAUCCUUCAUCCAUGUCCCGUGCCAUUGAGACACUUGGUGGGACCCAAGGAAUUCGUAAGGCUCAUAGUUCACAGUCAAACAGGCUGGAGCUUCAUUUCCGGCACCAAGAACCAUAUUCACAUCCUGCCUUUGGAGACCUUCGUCCUUGCAACAACUUGUUGCUUAAAAUAUCCAAAACCAAGUCUAAUGCUGGACAAACUCAACCCCAAAGUGAAUUACUUGCCAGCAAACAAGAUGAAGUGCAGAUACCUGAAAAUGAUCGAGUACAUUUUGAUAUUGUUGCUCGUGUACCAGAGGCUUAUCACUUUGAUGGAAUGGUUGACUACCAGCAUGUUGUUCCUGUUCAUGCUGAUGUUGCACGGAAGAAAAAGAGAAAUUGGAUCGAAAUUAAGGAUCCACACUCUGAUAAGGGUGGUCUUAUGGAUAUUGAUCAGGAGGAUGCGAUGAUUCUGCUACCCCAACUCUUUGCACCUAAGGAUGUGCCCGAUAAUUUAGUGUUGAAACCAUCAGUGACAUUGAGUGCAAAAAAGAAUCAAGAAGAACCUGUGCAACACCAAUGGGAGAUGGAUAUGGAGCCAGUUCUUGCAAUUGACUUUGGAAUCAGUGAGAUUCCUAAGAGAACGAAUUGGGAGGAAUAUAUACCCCAAGGCUCAGAUCAGUGGGAGUCACAGAUGGCCGUAUCUCAUCUGUUUGAUGAGCGGCCUGUAUGGCCAAAGGAUUCGCUACUUGAACGCUUGGUUGAUAAGGGCUUCAACUUUUCAGAUCAUCUACUCAGAAGGCUUCUUUCUAGAGUCGCAUACUACUUUUCACGUGGACCAUUUCUCAGGUUCUGGAUAAAAAAAGGAUAUGAUCCUCGCAAGGAUCCUGAAUCUCGAAUCAGAUUUCAGAAAAUUGAUUUUCGAGUCAGACCACCAUUACAGAGUUACUGUGAUGCUAAUUCAGCCAAUCAACCAAAGCAUAGGUGGGAGGAUAUUUGUGCAUUUCGAGUGUUUCCUUACAAGUGCCAUACAACAUUGCAACUAUUUGAACUUGGUGAUGAUUACAUUCAAGAACAGAUAAGAAAACCUCCAGCCCAGACAACUUGCUCUUCUGAGACAGGAUGGUUUUCAUAUAACAUGCUUGAAAACUUGAAAGAUUGUGUUAAAGUGAGGUUCCUAUCUGUAUUCCCAGAACCUGGUGCAGAGCCCUUGCUAAAAGCUGCUACUGAAAGCUUCAAAAAGUCCAAGAAGAUGAGUAGUAAUGACAAAUUAAUGCGUGAUGAAGUGGUACACCCACAGGCCAAAGCAGGAUAUGAAGAUGUUGAGGAACCCAACAAUGUUGAGGAAGAGGAGAAAGAUGAAAUUGGGGUUAAUAAUUGUGAAGAGGCAUUAGAUACAGAUGAUGGACUUGAUGUGGCUGAGGAUGGUGAAAUUUCUCUACAGUCACAUUCAUAUCUUAACAUGGAGAAUAUCUCAAGAACCCAUUUACAGGAGCUUUUUGGUAGUUUUCCAUCUCCUGAAGCAGGGGGUGAUAGAAUACAAGCUGCAUAUACGAGUGAUGAGGAAUACCAGAUUUAUGAGCAAGAUAGUGAUGACAACUUCUCUGAUGAAAAUGAUUGCUAACAUGACAACUCUAAGGUUGUGCAAUAUGAACAUCAUUUCACAUGUACAAGUUUUAUGCUUUGCGUUUCAUGACAGUAAGUUGCUCAUGCAAACUUGUCAAGAGGCCUUGCCUGGUAUAACAUGAAAGCUACACUAACUACCAAUUAUUGGUAUUUGACCAUCAAUAUAAAGCACAACUUCAGAUUCAUUUUCUAGCUUGGACAAGAUGAUAAGUCGAACUGAUUCGUGCAUCUUCAAAUGUGGUCCUUGACUCAAUAUGGUUUUGGAUCUCAAUAUCUGCCAAUGUACAACAAUGAUAAUGGAGAAUCUGUACUUGCUUGAUGAGCUUCUGCCAGUCUUCGAUUUCUUGUUUGAUGAUAUUGGUGAAGGUGUUUCUUUUGGCAUGGCAGUUGGAUAUGGAUAUGCAGAACCACUCAACUCCGUGCCUCCCAUUGACCGUUUACCGCAGAGCUGAAACCCUGGCAGGGAAAGCACUACUACUGCAACUGAUGGUCAUUAGAUUGUUUAAGAUUUUCUUUUUAUACGCUUAAGAUCAUGCAGUAAUGAUCGCUUGUGCUUAGAUUUGCUGGGAAAAAUUUAUCUGUACUACUGUUUUUCUGGUAAGUUAAUUAUAUUUAUUCUCUUUUUAUACA
Messenger RNA from Prunus persica (peach), 2885 nucleotides. Its product is annotated as general transcription factor 3C polypeptide 5. The transcript has 16 exons. Lineage: Eukaryota; Viridiplantae; Streptophyta; Magnoliopsida; Rosales; Rosaceae. Gene Ontology annotation, cellular component: transcription factor TFIIIC complex. The record is from RefSeq and is a predicted model, not a curated record. Gene Ontology annotation, biological process: transcription initiation at RNA polymerase III promoter. Bases 574 to 2253 code for a protein of 559 amino acids.